Messenger RNA from Penicillium bovifimosum, 555 nucleotides. RefSeq lists its product as uncharacterized. Lineage: Eukaryota; Fungi; Ascomycota; Eurotiomycetes; Eurotiales; Aspergillaceae. The coding region runs from base 1 to 555 and encodes 184 amino acids. The record is from RefSeq and is a predicted model, not a curated record. The transcript is spliced from 2 exons.
AUGCUUGUAGAGGGGGCGGCGGCAGACAAGUGGCGGAAGGACUUGAUCAAUUACUCGCUGCAUCGAUCAAUCACCAACAAUCGUUUCCCCAGCCAGAACUUGAAACCACCGAAACGCCAAAGGCGCAAAGCACGCUCUGCUCGGCCGCACGUGCGACGUCCUGGUAGUUCCGGGCGGAAGGGAAACAGAGGGUCCGGGUUUAAGCAAUCCCAAUUCAAAAAAGAUGUCAACCAGUAUUACUCUACUGUUGAGAUACGCAAGCCCUUCGGUGUAACUGAUGGUCUGCAACGAGUCAAUGAGGAAACCGUUAAUGCCUCACUUCGCUGGUCAAAGUUUGUGACCGACCACGAGUUGGCCUCGCGGGACAUACACUAUGAAAAGGUGUUACUCGGGGACGAACAUGGCCUUCAGGGCCGAUUCCAACAGUUGGUGGGGCAGACCAUUGGAGCGGCCCUGGACGCUCAAGAUAUCGGUAUAAGUUUCGGUGAUUUCAACAAAGGCUCUGGUGUUGCUUACGACAAAGUCCCGGACUGCGCCCUCAUUGCCACGAACUAG